Temnothorax curvispinosus is the source of this 594-nucleotide messenger RNA. RefSeq names its product 40S ribosomal protein S13 (gene RpS13). Gene Ontology annotation, biological process: translation. The coding region runs from base 87 to 542 and encodes 151 amino acids. The transcript has 3 exons. Gene Ontology annotation, molecular function: small ribosomal subunit rRNA binding; structural constituent of ribosome. The record is from RefSeq and is a predicted model, not a curated record. Gene Ontology annotation, cellular component: nucleolus; ribosome; cytosolic small ribosomal subunit. Lineage: Eukaryota; Metazoa; Arthropoda; Insecta; Hymenoptera; Formicidae.
GCGCCUUCCACGCCAUUGUCUCUCGCAGUUUCCUUUCAUUUCCUUUCUUCGCGCACGUCGUUCCUAUUUGAAGAAAAUCCGUCAAGAUGGGUCGUAUGCACUCGCACGGAAAGGGUAUAUCCCAGUCGGCACUUCCCUACCGACGAAGCGUACCAACUUGGUUGAAGUUGACGCCGGAGGAUUGCAAAGAACUUAUUUACAAGCUAGCAAAAAAAGGACAUACACCGUCUCAAAUUGGUGUCAUCCUUCGUGACUCGCAUGGAGUGGCACAAGUGCGAUUCCGCACAGGAAACAAGAUUCUGCGCAUCGUGAAGAGUAUGGGCCUGGCCCCCGAUCUACCAGAAGAUUUGUACUACUUGAUCAAAAAGGCCGUUGCCGUGCGCAAGCAUCUGGAGCGAAAUCGCAAAGAUAAGGACAGCAAAUUCCGUUUGAUUCUCGUCGAGUCGAGAAUUCACAGGUUGGCACGUUACUAUAAAGCAAAGGGAUCUCUGCCGCCUAAUUGGAAAUAUGAGAGUUCAACAGCCAGUGCUCUCGUAGCCUGAUUUUGUUUAUUGUAUUUACAUAUUAUGCUUUAAUAAACUCCGGAGACACUAA